AUGGCUGCGGACAAUUUAGCCGCUCACGAAGUUGGUUGGUUUCAAGAAACAUUCAGCUCAAAACAUUUUUGCCGGCGAUGCCUCAUCUCGUACAACAAUCGUCAAAUUUCGUUAACAGAUCUUGAGAUUAUUCCGAGAACUCAAGAUAUACAUGAUCAACACCUCCAACUCGAAGGUAUUGAUGGUGUAACAUUGGCAAUGAUGGACAGUCAUGAUUCAGUCAAACUAGUUAUGCCUAGGUUUAAAGAUCAAUUAUUAUUUAUCAAUAAACAACGCGGACUAUUUGAGAAAGAAAAUAAUGAAUACAAUAGUAGCAGUAAAACAACAGCGUCAUUCGUUAAAACAUUCUUCUCAUUGACAACAACGGUUGAACAAAAUGAUUUAUUGAAACCAGAAGAUGAUAAUGUUGAGCUGUCACAUCAAUUGUCACUUACAGUACCAAGUGCAACAACAUCUGAAUUUAAUAUAAAAAAAGAAUUUACAGACAUAAUUGAAAUUCUCUUCCUAACCACGUGGAAACAGUCUUUAAUAUCAAAGAUGAAACGUGCAAGGCAAGCAAAAACGUCAAAUGAAGAAGUAGUUGUCAUGAAGAAUAAAUAUUCAAAGCCAAAUUCUGGUCGUCAUCUGAAAGAACCAAAUAUAUCUGAUUUGUGUGAAAGAACAGAUGAAAAAAAGAUGAUCGUUCAACCCGUUCAAGAAAGUGAAGUUGAAGAUUUUGAAAAACUAGUUGAUUCAAUGAAUCAAGAAUUAGUUAAAAAUCCAGCUGGUAACGAUAUAAUAAAAGAUCUGUGGCGUAAAACAUACAAGUAUCGUCGUCAUUAUAUUCAAACAAAUAAAACAGUUGAUAUUUUGCUUAAAUUUCCUGCAUAUCGUCUGAUGAAUUUAUUAUUUGCUGAUGUUCAAAUGCUCAUUGGCGUUAGUGUUGAAAAAGCAGCGAAUGAAAAAUUACCAGAUCUAUUAGUCUCGCUAGUCGAAAAUGAAGCGUCUACUCAAAUCUCAACAGCAGAUACUGUCAAUGUCAGCAACGAAUCAACUAAUGAAGAAAAAAGUGAUUCAGCACUAAUAACACCACCGGGCACACCAAAAAACAAACGAAAACAUUUACAAGAUGUAGAUGACCACUCAUUACUACCAAAGAAGAUAAAAGUCGUGCCAAGCAACAAGGUAUUAUCUACAGCAGCUGCUGGUUGCUCAACGAAACGAAAAAGAGAUACUAUCAAAACAAGCGAAAAUCUUCAAGCAGUAAUGGACGACGAAGACUAUAGUUUGCACCAAAUCAAAAAAUCGAGACGACAAAAGGAUCAGAGAAAAAGAAAGUGA
This is a messenger RNA of Didymodactylos carnosus, 1320 nucleotides long. NCBI's taxonomy places the organism in Eukaryota, Metazoa, Rotifera, Eurotatoria, Philodinida, Philodinidae. The record is from the annotation of a GenBank genome assembly.